CAGCAACCUGAGCAAACAGGGCCUCUUCCCCGUCCAGGGCACUCCCCGAUCCAAUAGCCGUACCUUGCAGCCCAACGUGACAUCCAUGGGCAUCAACCAGAAUGGCAUGUCCGGGAUGGGAAUGCAGAUGCAAGCCCAGAUGGGCCAGCAGAACCGACAGUUUGGCGGCAUGCCCGGCACGAGCAUGAACAUGGGCGGCAUUUCGUCCAUGAUGCGACAGCAGACGUCAAUGCCUGGCACGCCUAAUCAGAGCCAGGCUCAGCUGUCCAUGAACGAUGAGCUCGACGCCGUCGGCGAUAUGGAGAUGGAUGAGAUGAUGGACGUCGACGACAGCCAGCGCACCAUCCAGCAGACUCGCCAGAUGUUUGGCCAGCAGCAGAGACCGCAGCUGCAUCUGAACAGCUCAGGACUGGGCGGAUUUAACCAACAGGCUCUGCGUACUUCGACGCCGACCACGCCCGGUGCAGGAGGUUUUGGCUUCCAGAACAACCCCACAGUGUCUUCGGUCAACACGCCGACCCUCGGCACCCAGCCAUACCGCGGCCAAUUUCAGGGCGACCCUUCAGGCAUAGCCACACCAACCGGCGAGAUGAUGGAGGAGGAUAUGCCGGCGAUGCCGAAGAUGAGCCCCAUGAGCAGCGCGAACAUGAAUCUCAGCGGCUUGAACGGGCUCAACAUGUCUCAGUUUGGACUCAACAACUUUGCAAAUGGAAAUGGCAACAACAUAAACAACAACUUUGGCACCAUCUCUGACCCCGGCAAGCAGUUAUUCAGCCCGGGUGGUGGCAACGGCAAUGUCCUAACCCCAGAGCAACAGAGCAUGCAACAACAGUUUGCGCAGUUCGGCAUCGAUGCCAGCAUGCUACCCCCUGGUACUGACAUGCAAGCAUUGCUGCAGCAGCUGUCUCCGCUGGCCAUUCAGGAAGAACACAAGCCGUUCAAGUGUCCAGUCAUCGGAUGCGAGAAGGCUUACAAGAACCAGAACGGCCUCAAGUACCACAAGACACACGGUCAUUCGACACAGCAGUUGCACGAGAACGGCGACGGUACAUUUUCGAUUGUAAAUCCAGAGACCAGCGCUCCAUACCCGGGCACCCUGGGCAUGGAGAAGGAAAAGCCAUUCAAGUGUGAUGUCUGCGGGAAACGUUACAAGAACUUGAACGGCCUCAAAUAUCACAAAGCACACUCCCCUCCUUGCGAUCCCGAUGUUGUAGCCCGGCAACAGAAUGCCAUGGCCACACUGGCAGCCAUAAGCGGGAACACCAUGGGCCUGAACAUGGCAAACUUCGCCGCUCUCAACCCCGGCCUUCCGAAUAUCGGGGAGGAAGCUCAAUAGGAUGGGGCGAACCACGAGCCGGAAAUUCAUAUGGAAGAGGGACGAGGCGAGGAGCUAGGAGAGGAGUCUGAUGUGCCUGUCAAAGAGUUGCAUGACAUGUUCAUCGAGGAGCCCAACAGUGACUCCGGCGAUGACCACUCUAUGGAGGAGUUGGAGCAGCUUGUCAAAACCACUUCCAACCCUCCCCGCCGUCUACAUGAUGCGUCGUCACCGCGGCACAAAUGCACUCUGGUGGAUCCCAAUACUGGCGAGCCUUGUAAUGCGGACUUCUCUAGGGCAGGCCACUUGAGGCGCCAUCGGGAAACAUUUCACCACCUCUCCUCUUCUACAUUCCCGUGUGUUGUCUGCAAGAAAGAACGGGCAUUCAACCGUCUUGACACCUUGCAGCGACAUUACCGAC
Molecule: messenger RNA, 1736 nt
Organism: Cryphonectria parasitica EP155
Lineage: Eukaryota; Fungi; Ascomycota; Sordariomycetes; Diaporthales; Cryphonectriaceae
Exons: 3
Coding region: 86-1336 (416 amino acids)
Cellular component (GO): nucleus
Source: RefSeq, a predicted model, not a curated record